ACUUCACACAUGACUGAUGAAGAAUUGCGCCUCCUGACAAGCUUUGUCGAUCUGUUGGACAAAUGUUUGAAUCUAAACCCUGAAAAGCGGUUAACAGUAAAAGAGGCUCUAAUGCAUCCUUUCAUAACUGGAAAAUCUUGA
Messenger RNA from Acaulospora morrowiae, 141 nucleotides. Lineage: Eukaryota; Fungi; Glomeromycota; Glomeromycetes; Diversisporales; Acaulosporaceae. The record is from the annotation of a GenBank genome assembly.